This is a messenger RNA of Sceloporus undulatus (fence lizard), 1676 nucleotides long. RefSeq names its product phosphoglycerate mutase 1 (gene PGAM1). NCBI's taxonomy places the organism in Eukaryota, Metazoa, Chordata, Lepidosauria, Squamata, Phrynosomatidae. Gene Ontology annotation, biological process: glycolytic process. The transcript has 4 exons. The record is from RefSeq and is a predicted model, not a curated record. Gene Ontology annotation, molecular function: intramolecular phosphotransferase activity. The coding region runs from base 88 to 858 and encodes 256 amino acids.
GAAACGGUCUCCUUGUCUUUGGCGGCGAGGGAGGAGGAGGAGAGAGCAUCCCAGUCCAGAGGCGGCUUCGUUUCCUUCUGUGCGAGUAUGGCGGCGGCAGCGUAUCGGCUGGUCCUGGUGCGGCACGGCGAGAGCGCCUGGAACCUGGAGAACCGCUUCAGCGGCUGGUACGACGCGGACCUGAGCGCCACCGGGCAGCAGGAGGCACAGCGAGGGGGAGAAGCCCUCAGAGAUGCUGGCUAUGAGUUUGACAUCUGCUUCACAUCUGUGCAGAAGAGGGCAAUCCGCACUCUCUGGACUGUGCUAGAUGCCAUUGAUCAAAUGUGGCUACCUGUAGUGAGGACCUGGCGUCUCAACGAGAGGCAUUAUGGUGGCCUGACAGGCCUUAACAAGGCUGAGACCGCAGCUAAACAUGGUGAGGCCCAAGUGAAGAUCUGGAGGCGUUCUUAUGACAUUCCACCACCUCCAAUGGAGCCUGAUCAUCCCUUCUACAGUACCAUCAGCAAGGAUCGGCGCUAUGCUGACCUCACUGAAGAUCAGUUGCCUACAUGUGAAAGUCUGAAAGAUACCAUUGCUCGGGCCUUGCCCUUCUGGAAUGAGGAAAUUGUUCCCCAGAUCAAGGAAGGCAAACGGGUGCUCAUUGCUGCCCAUGGCAAUAGUCUCCGUGGCAUUGUUAAACAUCUAGAAGGAAUGUCUGAGGAAGCAAUCAUGGAACUCAAUCUGCCCACUGGAAUCCCUAUUGUCUAUGAAUUGGACAAAAACCUGAAACCUAUCAAGCCCAUGCAAUUCCUGGGAGAUGAGGAGACAGUCCGCAAGGCCAUGGAAGCUGUGGCAGCCCAAGGCAAAGUCAAAAAGUGAGGCCUGGGGAAAGAAAUCAGUAGAGGAUCCCCUCCCUCAUCCCUCUCCUCCCCAGCACAUGCCUGCCACAGCCUGAGGGACUAGGCUGAUGAGCCAAAGGAGGUGAAGCUUCCUGGGGCCAUGUUCUUUCCUUCAAGACCAAUUUCCUUCCACAUUCACUCCCCACACUCAUCUGGACCUGGUUAGAAACCUAAAAAUGUGGACCACAGUCCAGCAGAGGCUCUGGGAGAGUAGCAAGCCCACUGCAAUGGAAUGUGAUGCUGCUAAAGUGGAAGGGGGCCCAACCACUCCCCACAUUCCCAACAGACAGCUCCUCUCGCUUUCAUUCCAUUUCAUGUGGCAGCUGUAGAUGCAGUGAAUCAAGUGUUGCUUGAUGUGGCUUGGCUGUUCAGGAUUGCGAUUUAAGACUAGGAAUGCUUGAAAUAGCACAGCAAUGAUACAAAGACCACUGUUUUAGAAAACAGCUUGUCACUUAACUAAAAGGCCAUUAUUUUAGUUGUCCCUGCAGCUGUAACUGAUUUUGUUAGGUAACAAUAGCCAACUUUUAUGUGAUUGCCUUCAAAAUGUUAGGGAGAAGGGGUGAGGCUAGGGAAGAGAAGAGAAGGAAACAGUGCUUACCCUGGAACCUCCAGUCGUGACCCCAUAACAUUGCUGUAGUGCCAGUAAGCCCAGAUACUGUGUAUCAUCAUGUGUUGCUUUUCUGCCCAACAGUCUGGUAUCCCUGUCACACACAAGGCAGGUUUACACUGGAGCUCACUUCACUGUACAAUGGCUGCAUUUGCCCUAGUCUCAGUAAAAUAAAGGAAUUAUGUGCAAUA